Molecule: messenger RNA, 2073 nt
Organism: Symbiodinium sp. CCMP2592
Lineage: Eukaryota; Dinophyceae; Suessiales; Symbiodiniaceae
Source: the annotation of a GenBank genome assembly
AUGGCCUUGCAAGAAACUCAUUGGAGCAUUCAAGGGGAGUGGCAGUCAGGGGAUUGGUACUUGGUUCAUAGCCCUGCACCAAAACCGAAGCAAGGCGGGGUGCUUCUGGGUAUCCGAAAGGAUCUGCUUGCUUCCACACAUUACAGUUGGAAUGAGCUGGUGCCAGGACGAUUGCUGCAUUGGCGCGGGUGCAUCGGCAAGCAAGCCUGUGACAUUUUUAACAUGUAUCAGCAUGCCCUGACACACAAGACGGAAGAGCAGAAGCAGAUGACGAUGAAAAAUCGCCGAGGAGUCUGGCAACAGCUGGAUCGCGCAUUAUCUGCCUUGCCUUUCCGUUCUUCCAUUGUGCUUCUGGGAGACUUUAACAUGGUUCUCCAGCCGCUUGCCAGGGUUUCGGGUAAAGGCAUUCAUCUUGGCAGCCAAAAUCUGGAACUCCGCCAAGAGAGGAGUGAUGUAAUGGAAAUCCUGGAACGUCAUCGACUAGUGGCCCUGAACACUUGGGGAAAGAAGCAGUGCACGUACAAGCAUCCUUCGGGAAAUUCGCAGAUCGACUAUGUCCUCAUCAGACAACAGCAAGCGGACAAAAUUUCCAGAACAUGUGGCCCUGUUUCCGCACCAAUUGCGAGCUGGCGUACAGCGGGGCAUGAGAUCCUUCUGGCAAGUUUCCCCCAGUCAUGGCAGCCGUGGAAGACACGAGAUCACCGAGCUGCACAAGCGGGACACUCGGCGAAGUCUCUUGAAACCAUCGCUGGCAUGCAACAGCCUAGUCUUGCGGCGCUCCAAGCCUCCUUGCAGCAGCAUCAUAACGUUUCCUCUGUUAAACUUGUCAAGCCGGCGCUUCGGGAUGUGAAUGGUGAGGUGCUUGCUAUUUGGAGGGAUCUGGCUAGGGCUAGGUUUCGGUACUCCAGGGAUAGACUGGGGCGCUUGUUUGGGGCAUGGCAGCUGGCACUGCUCAAAAUUCGAGCGCGCCGCAACAUCAAGCGAAUUGCCAGACAGCGCAAGCGGGAGCAGAUUCUGAGUAUUUUGGCUAUGGCGGAGUCAGCGGGAGAACAGCAUCAAUCUCGAGACUACUAUAAGUAUGUACGUAUGUUGGCUCCCAAAACACAGAACCGCAAGAUCUGCCUUCGAGAUUCUGAUGGUCAGCUGCAAAAUCCGGCCCAGGAAUGUGAUCAGUUGACGACCUAUGUUCAGGGACUUUUCGCGGGACCGGCCUAUGAGCUGCCAGAUCUUGCACCUUUGCCUGAAGAGUGGUUUGUCGCACCAGAGUGGGAGGAUGCCAUUAAGCACAUGAAGAGUCAUAAGGCUGUUCAGCUGGCUUGGUUACCCAAGCCGGGGAAAAGCACGGCCAUCCCGGCGAACCUACGAACGAUUGGGCUAAUGGGCUGUGACUCCAAAGCAUGGCUCUACAUUCUGAAAAAGCACGCGAACCCUUUUGUUCAAACUGCUCUUCGGGACAUUCCACAAUAUGCAUACAGGGUGCAAGCCUCUACCUCGGAUCCGCUGCUCAGGGCUAGCAAACAUUGUCAUACAGUGCGUGAGAUGCUGGCUAGCUGCCAGGAUGAUUUGACUUCCCGCCUAGCAAACCAAAAUCAAACAUUGCUGAUUGGCGGGAUGAUGGCCAGUUUGGAUCUGUCAAAAGCUUUUGAUUCCAUCACUCAUGAGGAGAUGUAUCUAGCUUUGAUUGAUACUGGCAUGCCUGAAAAUUUGGCUGGAAUGCUGCUGAGGAUACACAUGAACACAACGCUCCAUGUAGUUCACAAAGGAUGCGAGCGCAAGGUCAGCAUGGGCAAAGAUUUGCGUCAGGGCUGCGGAGUCGCGCCGAUGAUCUAUGCAGCAUGGACAUGUCGAUUGUGCAAGCAGCUUGCCAAGCAUCUUGGAGUAGGAUGGCAUCAACGACAUAAGUCGAUAUAUGCUGAUGACAAGCAUGGCUUCUGGGAAAUUCGUAGUCUUGGAGAUCUGGAUAAGGCGCGCAAGGCUCUGGGAACCAUGAUACAGGUCAUCACUUCACUUGGCAUGACUGUCAACAGUGCCAAAUCUCGCAUUGUCAUUGCUCUGAAAGGAAUAUGCACUUGA